ACUGAGGCAAAGUUACCACGAAGGGAUUGAACAAGGCACUAGGACCUAGGAGGAGUCUCAUCCACCCUGGCAGGAAUUUCUUGCUUGGAGCUCAGACAACAAAGGCAGAGUGAGCCUGGGUUUCUUUCUCUCAGCAUCUCCACCCUGUGCGCUGCAAACCGCUUCUGAUCUCCAGGGCUCCCCAAACUAUGGAACUUGAUUUUGGACAUUUUGACGAAAGAGACAAGGCGUCCAGGAACAUGCGAGGCUCCCGCAUGAACGGCCUGCCCAGCCCCACGCACAGCGCCCACUGCAGCUUCUACCGCACCCGCACCCUGCAGGCGCUCAGCAACGAGAAGAAGGCCAAGAAGGUGCGUUUCUAUCGCAACGGGGACCGCUACUUCAAGGGGAUUGUAUAUGCCGUGUCCUCCGACCGCUUCCGGAGUUUCGAUGCUCUCCUGGCCGACCUGACCCGCUCCCUGUCGGACAACAUCAACCUGCCGCAGGGCGUCCGGUAUAUAUACACCAUCGAUGGCUCGCGCAAGAUCGGCAGCAUGGACGAGCUGGAGGAAGGGGAGAGUUAUGUCUGCUCAUCUGACAACUUCUUCAAGAAGGUGGAGUACACCAAGAACGUGAACCCAAACUGGUCUGUCAACGUGAAGACAUCUGCCAACCAGAAAGCGCCUCAGUCUCUGGCCAGCAGCAACAGCGCCCAGGCGAAGGAGAACAAAGAUUUUGUGCGUCCCAAGCUGGUCACCAUCAUCCGUAGCGGCGUGAAGCCCCGAAAGGCCGUCCGCGUGCUCUUGAACAAGAAGACUGCCCAUUCGUUUGAGCAAGUUCUCACCGACAUUACUGAAGCUAUAAAGCUGGAGACGGGAGUUGUCAAGAAGCUCUAUACUCUCGAUGGGAAACAGGUGACCUGUCUCCAUGAUUUCUUUGGGGAUGAUGAUGUGUUUAUCGCCUGUGGUCCAGAAAAAUUCCGCUACGCACAGGAUGACUUUUCUCUGGAUGAAAGCGAGUGCCGGGUGAUGAAAGGGAGCCCUGCGGCCGCCACGGGCAGCAAGUCAUCCCCCACACCCCAGAAGAGCUCAGCGAAGAGCCCAGCGCCCAUGCGCCGGAGCAAGUCUCCAGCCGAUUCAGGUAACCAUCAAGACGCAAAUGGGACCUCAAGCAGUCAGCUGUCUACACCCAAAUCCAAGCAGUCUCCGAUCUCCACACCCACCAGCCCAGGGAGCCUCCGUAAGCACAAGGUAGACUUGUAUCUGCCUCUGUCUUUGGAUGACUCUGAUUCCCUGGGAGAUUCCAUGUAAAGCGACAUGAAGCUACUUGUCCAUAUUGCAAGCUAUGGUUAAGAUACAAUAGAGUACUUCUGCCAAAAGAAGCAGAUAGGUGACUGGUGCUUUCAGAUCAGAUAAAGGACACACAGUUAUAUGUCAUUUUUUUUUCUGUGAUUUAUCCUCUGUGCCACAAAUCAACACCUAUCAAUCUAUAGAGAUAGAGGGAUACCAUUCUUCUAAGUAGAGUUAUAGGGAUGCAAAAUGGACAUUGCCAGCAAUUUUAGGCCAGCGUGCCAACAAUCCUGUGCAUUUCUCAUUUUCUUCUAUUAUUUCUUCCUCUGCU
Molecule: messenger RNA, 1599 nt
Organism: Tinamus guttatus (white-throated tinamou)
Lineage: Eukaryota; Metazoa; Chordata; Aves; Tinamiformes; Tinamidae
Source: RefSeq, a predicted model, not a curated record